Molecule: messenger RNA, 2667 nt
Organism: Eremomyces bilateralis CBS 781.70
Lineage: Eukaryota; Fungi; Ascomycota; Dothideomycetes; Eremomycetales; Eremomycetaceae
Product: DUF1212-domain-containing protein
Exons: 2
Coding region: 1-2667 (888 amino acids)
Biological process (GO): transmembrane transport
Molecular function (GO): transmembrane transporter activity
Source: RefSeq, a predicted model, not a curated record
AUGGCCGGGGAGCGUAGUCAGAGUCAAGGUUCGAGCCAGUCGCCGUCUCCUCCGUAUAACGAUGGCCCGCAAGAAGGCUCGAAAUCUGGCCGCAAGGGAAAGAAAAAAGUUGGCUUCUCAGAGGAUCCGCGUACGUUAGAUGAUCCCUUUGACGAUGCGGCCCGCGAGAACACCGAUGGCAGUCCACAUGAGACGCCUGAAGAACCACCGUCCAGUACCCAUGAGGAACUGUCGAAAGAUAUCCAUAAACUGUUUGGACGAAAGUAUGUACCUAGGAAGCCUCGACCAGCACUGCGGAAAUCCUCCGGAUAUCAGGACCCCGAUCCCUCGUCUCCAUCGCCACAAUCCCCACCCAUGGACUCCGAUCGACAUCAGAGAUCGGGUAUCGAAGCGAAAGAAAGAGCCGAGCGUCUUGCGCAAAGCAUCAAAAGACACUCCACGUCAGGAGCUCGAAAGUUUUCUGCCGACCUUGCUGCUGCUCGGGAUACCGAUCCGAACAAUCCAUUCCAGGAGCAAUCGGAUGAGUCUGGCGCGAAGACUGCGGACGACUCCGGCAUGGAUACGGCUGACGAGUCCGAGGGGCUCGCUAAUCGGAGGGGCUCCCAGAAAGCCGCCCAAAAAUUGGUACGAAGUCACACAAAGACAGACUUUAAGUCCAGGAGACCUUCUCGCUACCGACCGCCCAAGUCGGGCCAGGUAACCCCUAAUAGAGGGGAUCAAGAUCGGGAAGAAAAUAUUCCUCACCCCAAGACAUAUCAGACCGGUGUCCUAUCAAGCUUGCUCAAGCUCUACGCGCCUGAGACGGAAAGCAAAGUUGAGAGCGCAGCCGCGUCGCCAGGGAGGACACCUCAUCACUCCCCUCCAGAGUCUGGCCCGAGUACUCCUCGUGAAUCGGGCCCGAGCACCCCUCGUCAGAAACCUCGAAAACACCUAUUCGGUCUGCUCGGAAAUCACUCGAGCUCCGCCCUCGCUGGUCUCGUGGGGACGACGUCCAUGCUAGCAACUCCUGGUUCUGGUACCAUUAGUAGCGAAAUUUCCGAAACGCUCACGCACGACAAUCCCAAGCAAGACCAUCACAAGAAAUCGAAAAAGAAAAAAACCGGGGAUCUAUUGGGAAAGGCAGCCAAGCAGGCCAAACCUACCAAGUAUGACGCGGAUAAGUACAAGAUUACGAUCCAUAUUGCCGAAGUCAUGUCACGCCAGAGAUAUCUCGUCAAGCUUUGUCGAGCCUUGAUGCUGUAUGGCGCGCCAACCCACCGGCUGGAGGAGUAUCUCAUCAUGACCAGUCGAGUGCUGGAGAUCGAGGGCCAGUUCCUCUAUAUCCCCGGCUGCAUGAUCAUUUCGUUCGAUGAUAGUUCGACCCACACGACCGAAGUCAAGAUUGUUCGGGCGAAUCAAGGAGUCAAUCUUGGAAAGCUUCGCGAUGUCCACGACAUAUACAAGAUGAUUGUCCAUGACAAGGCAUCGGUGGAUGAAGCUCUUUUUCGCCUAGAAGAGGUGUUCAAACGAAGACCCAAGUUCAAAUCAUUGAUACGGAUUCCCGUGUACGGACUCGCGUCGGCAUGUGUUGCACCAUUUGCUUUCCAGGGUCGCUUCAUCGAUUUGCCUAUAGCCUUUCUACUGGGCUGCAUUUUGGGGAUCUUACAGCUCGUUAUAUCUCCGACGAACGAUCUCUAUGCCAACGUUUUCGAGAUUACGGUCGCUUUGAUCACAUCAUUUCUCUCUCGAGCAUUUGGGUCUCUCAAGAACGGAAAUCUAUUCUGUUUCUCCGCAUUGGCUCAGGCAUCCAUUGCACUGAUUCUUCCUGGUUAUAUGGUCCUCUGCAGCUCACUCGAGCUUCAAUCGCACAACAUCGUCGCUGGCUCCGUCCGCAUGGUGUAUGCAUUAAUCUACACCUUAUUCCUCGGAUACGGUAUCAUGAUCGGCUCGGUCAUUUACGGCGCGAUCGACAAAAAUGCGACGUCCGACACAACGUGCCAUGAUCCUAUGCGUAAAGAGUGGUAUUUUUUAUUUGUCCCUCUAUUCGCGCUUUGCCUCUGCAUUAUCAAUCAAGCCCACUGGCGACAAAUGCCUCUCAUGAUUUUCAUUGCGUUUUGUGGCUACCUAGCCAAUUUCUACUCCGCCCAGUACUUCAUCGAAAACGCGCAGGUCAGCAACACGCUGGGUGCCCUUUGCAUCGGCGUCCUCGCAAAUCUUUACUCUCGCCUCGGUCGGCACUGGGACAAGGUGUUGCGGUGGGCGUGGAAAAGAGCCUUCAAGAGGCAAGCUUCACUGGCUCUCGACACAGAGUCGUCGUCCUCGCCAGACACUCCGAAUCCCGGAAGUCCUGGUAGCAGUGAACCGCGUCGUCCCAACCGCACCUGGAAGGUGGCCUACGGUCUUGCUGCCGCCGCGAUGCUCCCGGCUAUCUUCGUCCAGGUACCCUCAGGCCUCGCUGCCGGGGGGUCGCUGCUUGCGGGCGUUACGUCUGCGGAUCAGCUCACGGAGAAUGUUACAGACAGCUCGACCGGCGGGGCAUCGGAUCAGAUGGGCGGUGUUAACUCGGGGGCGUUCAAUGUUUUGUACAGUGUGAUUCAAGUUGCCAUUGGGAUUUCGGUCGGCCUGUUCUUGAGCGCUUUGAUUGUUUACCCCUUUGGAAAGCGGAGAAGCGGGCUGUUCAGCUUUUAA